AGAAGACUGGCUUUCUUUUUUGUUGUUAUUUGUUAUAUUUUAUGCGUUUGAGGAAUUGUUUUACAACUAAAAGCCGAGACUUUGUAGUUUAGAACAGUUUCGUUUUUAAUGUGUUAAGCUAUACAUAAGUUAUUAUUGGAGAAAGUGGAUCUACUCUAACGUUUAAUAUAAUUAAAAGACGUGCCAUGCAUGCACACACAACUUUUGGACUUCACUCUUGAGCGAUCUUGUUCAUAUUGCUUGCAUGCAAAUUUAAUCAUAUUUAUUAUUGAGAAUGCAGUAUCUAUUUUCUUUUUGAUAUGGUUUUAUCAAACGUUGUACCAAAAGUCACCACAAAUAAUACAUGUUACAAUUUUGUUGGUCAAGACGGGAUGACAAAUUCAGGUCAUGGCAUGUACACAAACAAUAAUUACAUUAGUGUACCAGAAGAGAAUUAUUCUCUGACACCACAGACACUCUCAGCAUCAAUAACUUCAUCAUUUCCAUGUCUGAAUGCAGUGCCAGUAAACCGAUUCACUUUCGCCACUCCUACACAGACCAGUCUUGGACGAUACGUUGCUCAGCCAUAUUCAGUGACAUCUGUGCCAUCAACACAAAUCGCAAAUAUUGUAGCAAGGACUGUUCCGGGUCUUGGCGCUACUUGGCAGCAUUCUCUACCAAACACAGCACAUCCAAGGUUGCAGAUGGAUGUUACAUGGCAGAACUGUGUACCGCACAUGUCACACACACAGAUUGGAAUGGAUUCUGUUGCAGCACCACAGCUGUCGGUUCCUCAGGAUAUGCCUUGGAUGCAAGAUACACCACCAUCGAACAAAGAUGUUUCAGUUUUCUCGGCAGUGCCUAUAUUGCAUCCACAGCUAUGUUAUAAGCGGGGCCCAAAGCGACAACUUGGCAUACCUGAUGCAGACAAUGGAUGCUCCCCCUCCAAACAAUUCAUCACUGAAGAAAUGAUGGCAGCUAGAAUGAAAGACCUUUCACUAGACUGUGCAACAUGUACUGGUCCCAGCCCGACUCGUAAAACCCCCGUAUCUCCCAGUACAGCGAUCACCUCCGACUGCCAGCAUGUUCGUACACCGAGGCCAGUGUCUCAGUGGCAGAGAAUGAAAGAAAUUGAAGAAAGGUUGGAAGAUGAAGAAGACGAAGAGAUUGUCACCACAUUGAACAGCACAAGCAAAACAAAGCCACGGUUACAUUUGCUGACACAUGAUAUCAGCGCUAAGGAUUUGCUGUCCACAAACCCACUACUGCCGAAGAAAAUCAUUGAUGACCUCAUAAAACCCACUAUGCAGGUUGUGCUGUGGAAACCACCAGGUUACUUGAUUAAGAACACCAUAUCUCAAGUGGUUUCCUCCAACGACGAGAAAGCCAGUCUCUUGCCUCAGGUAGAAAGUGUCUGCAACGUUGUGUCUGAAUCAGAAAGUUCUUGUGACCUCGUUUCAGAUGACAAUGAGAUGCCACCGACAGACUUGCCAGAUUUGCAACAGAGGCUUGUGAUGCCAGGUUUGCCAGAUGAGAACAACUCAUCUUUUCAGACUGAAGAGGACAUGGACCUUUGACCUUUGACCAGAACAUUUAUCUGUGGCACAUCCCAAGGAAAUAUUUUAUUUAUAGAAUCAUAUCUCAUUCUGUAAAACUGAGACUUGAGCGUUGGCCAUUCUGCCUCCUGUGUGACCAGUCUGCGAUGAAGAAGAUGGUGAGAAUGAACCGUGGUGUGAGUGGAAUGUGUGUGUGUAAAAUCAUAAAGGUGGAUCACCAAUACAUGUACAUACUCCAACAUGUUCACAUCAAUAAAAUACGGAGCAAUAA
This is a messenger RNA of Gigantopelta aegis, 1806 nucleotides long. RefSeq lists its product as uncharacterized. The transcript is spliced from 6 exons. The record is from RefSeq and is a predicted model, not a curated record. Lineage: Eukaryota; Metazoa; Mollusca; Gastropoda; Neomphalida; Peltospiridae. Bases 300 to 1556 code for a protein of 418 amino acids.